Gracilinanus agilis (Agile Gracile Mouse Opossum) is the source of this 1398-nucleotide messenger RNA. It is a transcript of the gene ADRA1A, whose product is annotated as adrenoceptor alpha 1A. Gene Ontology annotation, biological process: cell-cell signaling; regulation of vasoconstriction; adenylate cyclase-activating adrenergic receptor signaling pathway. The record is from RefSeq and is a predicted model, not a curated record. The transcript has 2 exons. Lineage: Eukaryota; Metazoa; Chordata; Mammalia; Didelphimorphia; Didelphidae. Bases 1 to 1398 code for a protein of 465 amino acids. Gene Ontology annotation, cellular component: membrane. Gene Ontology annotation, molecular function: alpha1-adrenergic receptor activity.
AUGGUGUUUUUCCCUGAGAAUGCCUCGGACAGUUCGAACUGCACCCAUGCUCAGGAGCCAGUGAAUAUCUCCAAGGCCAUUUUGCUGGGUGUGAUCUUGGGCGGCCUCAUCCUUUUUGGGGUGCUGGGAAACAUCCUGGUGAUUCUUUCUGUAGCCUGCCACCGUCACCUCCAGUCUGUCACCCACUACUAUAUCGUCAAUUUGGCAGUAGCUGACCUGCUCCUCACCUCCACAGUGCUACCCUUCUCCGCCAUCUUGGAGAUCCUGGGCUACUGGGCCUUUGGAAGGAUCUUCUGCAACAUCUGGGCAGCUGUAGAUGUCCUGUGCUGCACUGCCUCCAUCAUGGGCCUGUGCAUCAUCUCCAUUGACAGGUAUAUUGGGGUCAGCUACCCACUGCGUUACCCUACCAUCGUGACUCAAAAGAGAGGACUCUUGGCUUUGAUGUGUGUCUGGGCUCUCUCCCUGACCAUCUCCAUUGGACCUCUCUUUGGCUGGAAAGAGCAGCCCCCAGAGGAUGAGACCAUCUGCCAGAUCACCGAAGAGCCAGGCUACGUGCUCUUCUCCGCCCUGGGAUCCUUCUACAUCCCCUUGGCCAUCAUCCUGGUGAUGUAUUGCCGAGUGUAUGUGGUGGCCAGGAGGGAAAGUAAAGGCCUCAAGCAUGGCCUGAAGACAGACAAGUCAGACUCAGAGCAGGUGACACUCCGGAUCCAUCGAAAAAACGCUCCCUCUGCCAGCAGCUCUGGAUCGAGCUCCAAGAACAAGACACACUUCUCUGUGAGGCUUUUAAAGUUUUCCAGGGAGAAGAAAGCAGCAAAGACUCUGGGCAUUGUAGUGGGCUGCUUCAUCCUCUGCUGGCUCCCCUUCUUCUUAGUGAUGCCAAUUGGGUCUUUCUUCCCUGAAUCUAAGCCCUCGGAUACUGUUUUUAAAAUAGCCUUUUGGCUCGGAUACUUAAACAGCUGCAUCAACCCCAUCAUCUAUCCUUGUUCCAGUCAAGAGUUUAAAAAGGCAUUUCAGAAUGUCCUGAGAGCCCAGUGUCUACGAAGAAAACAGUCCACAAAACAUGCCAUUGGCUAUACCCUCAACCCACCCAGCCACGCCAUAGGAGAGCACAAGGACUUGGUGCGUAUCCCAGUGGGAUCAGGGGAGACCUUCUAUAAGAUCUCCAAGUCAGAGGGGGUCUGCGAGUGGAAAUUUUUCUCUUCCACAUCCAGUGGGCCCACUAGGAGUGCUGUAACCCAUGACCAAUCCACCUGCACUUCAGCCCGAGUGAGAAGCAAAAGCUUUCUGAGGGUCUGCUGCUGUGUGGGGUCCUCAGGCCCAGCCGUCCAAGAGAAUCGCCAACUACCCACCAUUAAGAUCCACACCAUCUCCCUCAGUGAGAACGGGGAGGAGGUCUAA